Messenger RNA from Epinephelus lanceolatus (giant grouper), 2838 nucleotides. It is a transcript of the gene trabd2a, whose product is annotated as TraB domain containing 2A. Gene Ontology annotation, biological process: negative regulation of Wnt signaling pathway. Gene Ontology annotation, molecular function: metalloendopeptidase activity. The record is from RefSeq and is a predicted model, not a curated record. Lineage: Eukaryota; Metazoa; Chordata; Actinopteri; Perciformes; Serranidae. Gene Ontology annotation, cellular component: membrane.
AGAGGGGGAGAGCUGCGGAUCCAAACAGUGAGGACUUGGCAGGCAGAUAGAGCAGUGUGUGUGUGUGCGGAGAAGUUGGGGUUUAAAAGUGCAAGUCGUCGGUGCAGUUUCAUUUACACCAGGUUCACCAUCACUAACCAAAUAACUUGGAAAACAAUCAAGAGAUUUACUCUGUUUUGGCUCCAGGUGCGUUGACGCGUGCGCGGACCUGUUGGUGUGACCCUCGAGACGCUCAAAGUUUUGGAUAAACUCGCGCAAACUUUUGCAAGGCAAUGCAGAGAAAGCUGUGUGGACAUGAGUCAGUGAGAGGGUGAUGUGACCCUGCGUAAACUCCAGUGACCACCUCUCUCCGUGUCUCAAACACACGUGAAACAGCGGCGGCAGCAGCAGCAGCGCGUCCAUGUCCAGGGCUCCAGCCAGCAUGACUCUGUCCGGCGGUUUGUCGGAUACUUGUCAGCUCAUUUUACGCGACCGCAUGGAGCCGGAGCUUCUGUGGAAGUAGGUACUUCCAUCCAUGCUUUCUGGGGAAUAGUCAGCUGCAACACGUUGCGAAGCGAACACGAGCUACCGUGCACACUUUGGAGAGAGCUACGAUGCGGGGCACUUUGGGCGCAUUCAUUCAGUCCUGUGUGAUACUACUGGUCCGGGCAGACCAGUGGAGGUUGAAGGACUCCGACAACUGCGAGCUGAACAAGAAACAAACUGACCUAAACUCCUUCCUGUGGACGAUCAAACGGGACCCUCCCUCAUACUUCUACGGUACAAUCCACGUCCCCUACACACGUGUCUGGGACUUCAUCCCUGAAAACUCCAAGCAGGCCUUCCAGGAGAGCAACAUCGUCUACUUUGAGCUGGACCUGACCGACCCUUACACCAUCUCGGCCCUGACCAGCUGCCAGCUGCUUCCUCAGGGCGAGAACCUGCAGGAUGUCUUACCCAGAGACAUCUACCGGAGACUCAAAAGACACCUUGAGUAUGUAAAACUCAUGAUGCCUUCGUGGAUGACCCCGGAUCAGAGAGGGAAGGGGCUCUACGCGGACUACCUCUUCAAUGCCAUCGCUGGGAACUGGGAGAGGAAGCGACCCGUUUGGGUGAUGCUGAUGGUGAAUUCGUUAACCGAGGCAGAUAUUAAGACGCGAGGGGUGCCGGUGCUGGACUUGUACCUGGCCCAGGAGGCGGAGAGGAUGAGGAAGAGGACGGGGGCUGUGGAGAAGGUGGAGGAGCAGUGCCAUCCGCUCAAUGGGCUCAACUUCUCCCAGGUGAUCUUUGCCCUGAACCAGACGUUAUUACAGCAGGAGUCUUUAAGAGCAGGAAGCCUACAGGUCCCGUACACCACCGAAGACCUCAUCAGGCACUACAACUGUGGAGAUCUCAACUCCAUCAUCUUCAAUCAUGACACAUCACAGGUCCCUAACUUCAAUAACGUGACGCUGCCACCCAGCGAGCAGGUGACCGCCCAGGAAAUAGACAGCUACUUUCGACAGGAACUCAUCUACAAGAGGAAUGAGAGGAUGGGGAAGAGGGUCAAGGCGCUGCUGGAGGAACACCCUGAUAAGAGCUUCUUCUUCGCCUUUGGAGCAGGUCACUUUCUCGGCAACAACACAGUCAUUGAUGUGCUUCGCCGCCAGGGAUAUGAGGUGGAGCACACCCCUGCUGGGCAGCCCGUAAACAGGAGAUCAUCAUCCAGGCCCGACUCGCCAGGGUCAGAAGACCACCACGACGAGUCCCCUCUCCUGGAGCCUUUCCUCCACGAGCUCCCCCACAAAGAGGACGAUCAGGGGCGUCCCCUGGAGGAUGACCUGCUACCCCACAUGCUUCUGCCGCCAGAUAGCCUGGAGCUGCUGGAGAAAGCAGAGAGGAAAAUGCUGAAGAAAAAGAGGAGGAACAAGCAAAAGAAACAGCGGCACCGGCAUUUUAACGACCUCUGGGUUCGCAUCGAGGAGAGCUCUAUGGUCCAGUCUCCGCCUCCCCCACUGGUUCGCAUCAUCAAUGGUUACAUCACAGUGCAGCCACCUGACAGAGUCCACAGCCACCACAACUACCACCACGUAUCUUCAGCACCGACCACCUCCUCGUUCUCACCAUCUUUACUCGUCUUCCUCUGCACAUUGUUGACAGUGAUCCCACAGACAUGGACUGCGCUCCUUUAGUAGAGUAUCAAGUGGGACUAUAUAAACUCUCACAUGUGGUUUCAUGUGUCAGCGCAUGUAAAGCGAGGUCUGGCGAUGCGUCGUGAGACCUAGAGGAGGCUGCGAGAGUGUGGAGACUCCCAGAGACUUUAAUGAAAAAAAAGCAUGGAGAAAGGAUGUGAAAUCAGCUCUAGCUGUCAGGUAACAGUACACUCCACAGGUGUUAGGUAACAUAACGUUUGUGUUGAAUGGUAAAUCAUGUCAAUAGAGCAUGACUCUUACAAAGUGAGGCCUCGAAGAGCAUGUAAGUUCAUAAAGGUUUCUUGGAACAUAAAGGUUUCAUGAGGUUUUAGUUAGCAGGAGCGGGUACACAGAAUGCAGCAGGAAAGAAAAGCGAAAGCUCACAAACAGGAAGUGUUAUCGGGCAUCUUGCUGACAUUACACAACAUGUCAGUUCCCUUAUGAAUUACAGUGUUACAAAAGACACACAACAUUCAAACCUCUGAGAAUAUGAGCUCUCACUGAGGCGACUGUUUAGUGAAUGAACACGAGAACAUUGCUGAAUAUCAAAUACCUUCAGUAAGUACACCUGGAACCAUAUGGCCUUUGUGUGUGUGUGCGCGCGAAUGUGUGAGUAAAAGAGAGUGUGUGUGUGAGACAAACAAUAUGUCUAUCAGCUCUUAACCUCCCCCCCCCCCCCCCCCCCCCC